Carya illinoinensis is the source of this 659-nucleotide messenger RNA. RefSeq lists its product as uncharacterized. Lineage: Eukaryota; Viridiplantae; Streptophyta; Magnoliopsida; Fagales; Juglandaceae. The record is from RefSeq and is a predicted model, not a curated record. Bases 116 to 445 code for a protein of 109 amino acids. The transcript has a single exon.
UCAUUCCUUCAACCCCCAUUAAACACCAGAAAAUAACUAAUCUACGCAUAAAACAACAAAAUAUAUACAUUCACGAGAAAGCUUAGAGAGCCAUUACACCAUCCAUCAAACAACAAUGGCCAUAUCCAGAGUGGUUAUUUUCGGCAUGGGGACACUCUUGUUUUGCUUAUUAUUGAUCAAAGUCGCAAAGGCCGAUGAAUCUGAGUUUGCACCUAUUCAUACAGUCAAACAUGAUGGUAGUCAUUGUAAUAAUGCCCAUACCGAUAAGGGUGAGCUGUGCCGGGAAGGCGAGGAUGGCGAUGAUGACGAUGAUGUUGACGACACUUUCAAGGUGGAGAACAAGAUGGGAGUCUCUUUUUCAGCCUCAACAGGCCUCUCAGUGAACUCAUUCGAUGGCCUAGAGUCUGAGGAUCUCGGCAAUCAUGAGCUCGUAUUGGGACACUGAUCAUCAGUCUGAAUAGAAUCAUUACUCUUUCCAAGUUCUCGGGGGUACUACGUCUAUGCUACUCAUUUGCAGCAUGCGGCUUGAUCAGUAUUCUUGUCAUUUUUUCUUAAUUUUCUUCCUUAUUUUAAAAUAUUUCCCUCUCUCUUUUUUUCUUGUUUUCCUUUGUCCCCCAUAUUUAAGUGUGGUUGACCAUGAAUAGAUUUUUAUUAUUAGA